AUCGUGCCGCCUUAGAGGCACAUAGUGAUACAAGAGCAGGGAGGCGGCUCCGGAGCGGACCUUGGAGAGCCCAGUCGUCCGCCCGAGAGCCAGCCUCGAUCCCCGCGGCCCGCCGAGGCUCGAGCCAUCAUCCAGCGACCCGGCGAGUGGCCUCAGGCCCCGCCAUGGGGAAGACCAACAGCAAGCUGGCCCCCGAGGUGCUGGAGGACCUGGUCCAGAACACGGAGUUCAGCGAGCAGGAGCUGAAGCAGUGGUACAAGGGCUUCCUGAAGGACUGCCCCAGCGGCAUCCUCAACCUGGAGGAGUUCCAGCAGCUCUACAUCAAGGCUAUCUACAAGAUGGUGGGCACCGUGAUCAUGAUGCGCAUGAACCAGGAUGGGCUCACACCCCAGCAGCGUGUGGAUAAGAUCUUCAAGAAGAUGGACCAGGAUAAGGAUGACCAGAUUACGCUGGAGGAGUUCAAGGAGGCAGCCAAGAGUGACCCAUCCAUUGUGUUGCUGCUGCAGUGUGACAUGCAGAAGUAGAGGCUGGUGAGGGGCAGGGCCCCUGGCCAGGAGGGGUAUAGCCACCUCCCAACCUGAUGACCUCUCUGGCUGGCCUUCCCUGGGGGAGGGGCAAUCCAGUCUCACUCUCUGACCCACACGCUCCUCUGCCCAAGCCCUUUCUCCCCACAGUCAAGACCUUUGAGGGACCACCUCACUUUGCAAAAGAGACAGGUCCUCAGAUAUCCUGUCGUCUAGCCCCAACCCAGCCUUGGCCCAGAACCAGCAUCCAUUGGGCGUAAGGGAGUUGGCUUUUGCCCUAAGAGGCAGGGUUAAGGAGGGGGGCUGGGAUCCUGCUUUGAAAUUCUGUUGUUCCUGGGAUUGUGCUUUAUGGAAUGUGGUCCCACAGACCCAUCACAAGGCCAAAUUGGAUCUGUCCUUUCUGGAGGACCCACAUCCCUUAAAGGUGGUCUCUGCCCUGUCCCCUUGACCCUACCUGGCCCCUCUGGCCCCAGCCUUUGGAGCUUUCAUUUGUUCUUUCUUCAGCUAAUGUUUAUUGAGCACUUAUUCAAUGCCAGACAUCUCUAAGUGCCAAGGAGGUGGUAGUUUACAAGACACAUUCCAUGCCCUCUGGAAGCUCUCAGGGUAGUGAGGCAAACUUCCGGUGGUCAGGGUCUCAGGCUGGGCUGUCCAGCAUAGCUGAGCAGAGGGUGCUGCAAGGCUGCUUAGUUUGAGAGGAGCUAUCACAUCUUGCAGCUGGGCUCCACACAGAGCUGCAGAGGAUGGAAUGAAAAGCAUUUGGAUGUUUAGGAGCCCUGUGAGUGGAAGUCUUAAGAAAAAUGAAAUUUAUGUAAUACCUAUUUUUUU
This is a messenger RNA of Propithecus coquereli (Coquerel's sifaka), 1349 nucleotides long. RefSeq names its product hippocalcin like 4 (gene HPCAL4). Bases 165 to 524 code for a protein of 119 amino acids. The record is from RefSeq and is a predicted model, not a curated record. Gene Ontology annotation, molecular function: calcium ion binding. The transcript has 3 exons. NCBI's taxonomy places the organism in Eukaryota, Metazoa, Chordata, Mammalia, Primates, Indriidae.